Messenger RNA from Anguilla rostrata (American eel), 2909 nucleotides. RefSeq names its product elastin-like. NCBI's taxonomy places the organism in Eukaryota, Metazoa, Chordata, Actinopteri, Anguilliformes, Anguillidae. Gene Ontology annotation, molecular function: extracellular matrix structural constituent. The transcript has 50 exons. The record is from RefSeq and is a predicted model, not a curated record. Bases 366 to 2909 code for a protein of 847 amino acids.
CCUCCUCCUCUCUCUAUCUCACUCACUUUCUCUCCCUCUCUCCCUCUCUCUCUCUCUCUCACUCUCACUUUCUCUCUCUCUCUCCCUCUCUCUCUCUCUCUCUCUGGCAGCGAGUUCUGUGCUGUUGGCAGGAGUGACCAGAAUAAAAACAGGAACAUCAGACGGCGAGGAGAAAAAAGUGAAAUGCUCCAUUGAGCUCAAAGCCUUCGCCCAUUCUUAAUUACGUAGCGUCCAGUAUCUUUUUUUUUUCUUCUUCUUCUUCUUCUUCUUUUUUUCUCCUUUCCAAGAAGACUUUAGUAGCGGUAAUUAGCCUUGAGGAGGAUAAAACCAGUGAUCUGGGAAAGAGCGGCGCAUUUAGGAGCGAGAUGGCUAACGGGCAGGUUCCGCACCUCCUUCGGGCUCUCCUCUUCUUGGUGCUGUCCGGUCCCUCUCUCCAAGGAGGUGUGUACGUCCCAGCCGGUGGAGGUGGAGUAGGUCCUGGAGGAGCUGGAGGAGGUCUAUACCCAGGAGCAGGCAGACCAUACAAACCAGCAAAACCUGGAGGUGGAUAUGUCCCAGGAGUAGGUACAGGUACAGGUCUGGUACCAGGUUACGGAGCAGGAGCUGGUGCAAAGCCUCCUAAGCCAGGUUAUGGGAACCUGGGGGCAGGUGCGGCAGGUGGGGGCUUGGGAGCAGGAGGCAGCCCUUUGGGUGGGUACUGGUAUGGGGGGCAUGGAGGGCUGGCCGGAGUCUAUCCUGGAGCGCAAGCAGGACUGAAACCUCAAAAGACAGGUGUUGGAGGUGGAGGAGGACUUCCUGGUGGCACAGCACCUGUCAUACCUCAGACUGGCCUGCCAGGGGGCGCUGGUGGAAAGGCUGCAAAAGCUGCAAAGCCUGGAAAGGCUGCAAAAUUACCAGGUGUGGGAAUACCAGGGCUGUACCAAGGCGGGCUCGUUCCUGGACAGGGAUAUGGUCAGCGAGGGGUUCUCCCUGGGGUUGCCACUGGAGCGGGACUCAAGCCAAAAUCUAUCGGAAGCGGAGGUCAGCUUGGUCUUGGUGGCCAUGGUGGACGUGGGUAUGGGGGACCUCUACAGCCUGGAGUAUUUUACGGAUAUCCCCUCAAAUCACCUAAAGCCCAAGGCGGUUACGGCUCACCUUACGGCGGUGGCAAACUCCCCUACGGCUACGGUGGCUUUGGAGGUGGAGCGGGACUUCCCGGAGGUGGAGCCGGACUUCCGGGAGGUGGAGCGGGGCUUCCGGGAGGUGGAGCUGGACUUCCGGGAGGUGGAGCUGGACUUCCGGGAGGUGGAGCGGGAGCUAAGCCAGGAUACCCUACAGGGACUGGUGUGGGAACACAAAUAUUAACGCCAGCUCAGGCCAAAGCCGCUAAAUAUGGUGCGGGUAGGGUGCCAGGUGCUGGGGUGUACCCAGGGGUCGUCCCCGGGGGUUUUUAUCCCGGAGGUGUGGCACCAGGUGUGGUUCCAGGUGUAGUUCCAGGUGUGGUUCCAGGUGUAGUUCCAGGUGUGGCUCCAGGUGUGGCGCCAGGAUAUCCAGGAGGGGCUAAAGCUUACAAAUAUGGUCCUGGUGGAGCGGGGUUGGUGCCCGGCACUGGAAUCGGAGGAGGGGGUGGUUACCCAGGUCUACCAGGAGGUGCUGGAGUGUUGCCAGGAUAUGGUACUGGAGUUAAACCUCCUAAAUAUGGUUUACCGGGCGGAGUUCCGGGCGGGGUCCCAGGUGGAGUUCCAGGUGGAGUUCCAGGUGGAGUUCCAGGUGGGGUUCCAGGCGGAGUACCAGGUGGGGUCCCAGGCGGCGUUCCUGGCGGAGUCCCAGGAAAAUUUCCAGGUGGAUUUCCAGGUGGAGUUCCAGGCGGAGUUCCAGGCGGGGUCCCAGGUGGAGUUCCCGGAGGCGUUCCAGGCGGAGUUCCGGGUGGCGUGCUCCCUUGGUACAGGGGUGGGGCCAAGCCUCCUAAAUAUGGGGUACCAGGGGCCACUGGAAUAGGCGGGGUGCCCGGAGCAGUGCCAGGAGCAGUCCCGGGGGGAUAUGGAUAUGGGGCAUAUGGAGCUGGUGCAAAACCUCCAAAAUAUGGUGCUACUGGGGUUGCUACAGGAGUGCAGCCUGGUGGACUGCCCAGCGGGGGAGUGGCUGGAGGUGUGGGAGGGGUCGGGACCGGCGGUGUAGGCUAUCCAGCUGGAGUUAAACCCCCCAAAUACGGAGUGCAGCCUGGCGGACUGCCCAUCGGGGGAGUGGCUGGAGGUGUGGGAGGGGUCGGGACCGGCGGUGUAGGCUAUCCAGCUGGAGUUAAACCCCCCAAAUACGGUGUGCCAGUGAGCACGGGGACGGUAGGUGGAGCCACAGCGACGGGAACAGGUGUUGGUGUAGUACCGGCUGGGACAGGGCAGCCCAUCCCCGCUGUGAAACCAGCAAAGGAUCCAAUACUGGCUCCUGGAGGGACUUUAGCACCAGCAGGAGCCAAUGCCUCUGUGGACGCGCUGCCUGUAACCAGUGCUACUGGGGUUGCUACAGGAGUGCAGCCUGGUGGGCUGCCCAGCGGGGGAGUGGCUGGAGGUGUGGGGGGGGUCGGGACCGGCGGUGUAGGCUAUCCAGCUGGAGUUAAACCCCCCAAAUACGGAGUGCAGCCUGGCGGUGUACAUCCUGGUGUUGGUGGCGUUCAGCCAAGUGUUGCUACAGGAGUCCAACCAGGAGGGGUCGGCCCUGCUGUUGGAUAUCCAUAUGCAGGCUAUGGACUUGCUACAGGAGUCCAACCAGGAGGGGUCGGCCCUGCUGUUGGAUAUCCAUAUGCAGGCUAUGGACUUCAGUAUUAUGGUGGUGGAGCCAAGCCCCCGAAACCUCCAGGAGCAGGGGGAGCUGGUGUUCUGCCUUCAACUGGAGGUACAAGAUAUCCAACUGGUGGUCUUGACUCCAAGAGGUAA